AUGAAGGCUUUACAGUUGACCAUAAAUUUCAAUAGUAAUACAUGGAGUCCAUCUAUGGAUGACUUAGCUGGUGAUAAUUGUCUUGAAAAAAUAAAAUACUUUCCAUUUGCUCCAUCUAUAAAAGUAGAUAAACUUGGUUCAGUAUGUGAUUUCUCAUAUACAAGUUAUUCUAGGGCCCGUGAAGCAAAAGUAAUGCAAGUUGAGAAUCAUGACUUCCAUUUAGUUGAUUCUCGUCCAUUCCCAAAAACAAAGAUUCGUUAUAUUCAACGAAGGUUUCAAAAAGAAACAACUCAAGCAUAUCAACAAAAGCAACAACAACAAGAGAAAGCAGAACUACUUGGUAGGCAGGGUAAACGUGGAGGUAAAUUAAGACAAGGAGGACAGAAUUAUCAAUAUUCACGUAGUAGAUUUGUAUCACGUAUGCGUACACUUACAGAAUGGUCUAUAGAACCACUAUCUUCUUGGACAUCUAUAGCAGAAAUACCAUUGACAAGUUUACCAAAGCAAUCACUAGAUAUAAGCCGUUUGAAUGUAGAGGAUAUAGCUUGGUAUGGUACUCUAAGAUGCUACAAUAAAUCUAUUGAUAGAAUAUCACCAAAAUUACCUGUACCACUACGUGACUUUGGUGGUGCUGAAUUUUUGCAACCAACAACAUCUGAUGAUGAUGUACUCCGUGAAGCACUACUAAUACCUGAGAAAAGUGUUGAUGUUGCAAUUACUGAUCAGAUACUAGCAUGUUUAGUUGCAGCUACACAAUCUAAGUAUUCAUGGCAUAUUUUGGUUACUCAUAUUGAUGGUAAACUUAUCUUCGAUAAACAAGAUGGCUCAAUUAUUGAUUUAGUUACUGUUAAUGAAACAUCUGCAGAACCUCCAUUACCAGAUAAUAUCAAUAAAAAUAAUCGUCCUCAUUUAUUAGGAAUGGAAGCUUUAAAGGCUAAUCAGAAUUUUACACAAAAUAUUUUAUUGGAAGGUGAUGGUGGAAUUAUACAGAAAUAUGAUCCUUCUCCAUUUACUGAAAGUUGUGCUAAUUUUACAGAAUCUAAAUCUUAUAGAUAUCGUAUAUUUUCUUUGCCACCAAGAACUGGGGCAGCUUCUACUGAAAUUGCUCAGAGAGUUGUUCGUGUAGCAAUCCGUACAGAAGUAGAUGCAAAAUUACAAAAUACUACAGAUGAGAAUGGAUUAAUAUUUGCAAGAGCACUAAGUGAAUACGAUAUGAAAACAAUAAAAACAUGGAAUACUCAGCUUGAAACCCAAAAGGGUGCAUUAUUAGCUACAGAAAUUAGAAAUAACGCUUGCCAGCUAACAAAGUGGGCUACUCAGGCUUUGCUAUCAAGUUGUGAUACUCUAAAACUUGGUUAUAUAGUGAGACGUUCAGCAAAUGAUAGAGAAAAUCAUGUGAUUAUGAGUGUCCAGUCAUACAAAACAAGAGAACUCAGUGCUCAAAUGGGACUUAAGGAAGAGAAUGCAUGGGGUAUCACAAGGGCUCUUAUAGAUCUCCUUGCAGAACAACCUGAAGGUCAAUAUGUCAUACUGCGUACUCCAGUUAAACAUGUCCUUAGAAUAUAUAAAUUACCAGAGGAGGAAAGCAGUGAGCAGAUGGGAGAAAAUACAUAUAAUCAUAAGCAUGAUAAUUCAAAUGCUAAGUAG
Molecule: messenger RNA, 1647 nt
Organism: Cryptosporidium muris RN66
Lineage: Eukaryota; Apicomplexa; Conoidasida; Eucoccidiorida; Cryptosporidiidae
Product: eukaryotic translation initiation factor 3 subunit 7 family protein
Exons: 1
Coding region: 1-1647 (548 amino acids)
Biological process (GO): translational initiation
Cellular component (GO): eukaryotic translation initiation factor 3 complex; cytoplasm
Molecular function (GO): translation initiation factor activity
Source: RefSeq, a predicted model, not a curated record